ACAGCGGAGCGUCCGCCGCACUUCGUGCCAGACAGCCGCCGCCGCCCGCACCCACGUAUAAAAGGCGGGCAGGACGGCGGGCAUCCCCUGUCGGUUCACCGUCUGACACCACAUCCCUACUACCCUGCCGCUCCUUACCGCUUCCCCUCCCCCCUCCCCACAUUCCUUUACGACCAUGUUCACGAAGACCUUCGCCGCCCUCAUCGCCGCCGCCGUCGUCCUCGGGGCCCCCACCCCAGGCCCCGCGCCCGACCAGACGAACAUCCUCCAGUUCGCGCUCUCGCUCGAGCACCUCGAGAGCGCGUUCUACUCGGGCGCGCUCGCGCAGUACGACGCGCAGGCGUUCGCCGACGCGGGCUUCCCCGACUGGGUCCGCGGCCGCUACGAGCAGAUCAUGCUGCACGAGCAGACCCACGUUGCGACCCUCCAGAAGGCCCUCGGCGACCAGGCGCCCCAGCCCUGCCAGUACACCUUCCCAUACACGGAUCCGCGCUCGUUCGUCGCGACGUCGUUCGCCAUCGAGGGCGUCGGCGCCGCGGCGUACCUAGGUGCCGCCCAGUUCAUCGACGACAAGGCUACGCUCGGUGUGGCAGCGUCUAUCCUCACGAUUGAGGAACGCCAGGUUGCAUGGAUGUCGUCUGCCGUCCUCAAGCAGCAACCCUGGGAUGGACCCUUCGAGACGCCGCUCACGCCAACCGGUGCCUACUCUCUCGCCGCACAAUUCAUCACCUCCUGCCCGUCCUCGAACCCGCCGCUGCCCGUGACACUUCUCCCCGCGUUGAGCAUCUCCACCUCAACCCCGUGGCCAGGCUCGACGAUCCAGCUGACGUUCGACAACCCGAGCGGCGCCGAUGCGGGGUACCUGAUGUGGCUGAGUGGCCUCGAGGCGGUCUUCACGUCGAUCGACGGCAACAAGCAGGCGACGGUGCCAGACAACCUGCAGGGGACGGUGUACGUCGGCGUGGUGUCGAGCGAGCAGACGCCGGUGGACGACGCGAGCAUGGUGACGGGCUUGGCGAUCGUGCAGAUGCCGUUUGACUCGAUGGCGAGUGACGUGGAUAACGAGUAGUGCUAGAAGAUCAUUAGCUAGUACAUCCGGGCCAAUCGUAGUGACUUUCGGGCUCUUUCGCGGUUUGGAAAUGGAGGGUUUAAGCAUGCCUUGUUAGCUUGAGUGCGAGUAGGAGAUCUCGAGGCCGUGACGCUCGGCCAACGCGACCUGGG
This is a messenger RNA of Rhodofomes roseus, 1221 nucleotides long. Its product is annotated as ferritin-like domain-containing protein. The transcript has 5 exons. The coding region runs from base 176 to 1069 and encodes 297 amino acids. Lineage: Eukaryota; Fungi; Basidiomycota; Agaricomycetes; Polyporales; Fomitopsidaceae. The record is from RefSeq and is a predicted model, not a curated record.